CUUCGGCUCCCUCCGCCCGCCGCCCGCCGGGGCCAUGAACGCCUCGCUGGGGAACCAGACGGAGGCGGCGGGGCUCUUCCUGGCCAACAGCAGCCUCUCCCUGGAGCGGGUGCUGCGCUCCUUCACGCCGCGCUCGGUGGUGACCGACGACGGCUUCGUGGUGGCCGCCCCGGACGAGCGGAGCCUCUACAUCAUGCGGGUGGUGCAGAUCGCCGUCAUGUGCGUCCUCUCCCUCACCGUCGUCUUCGGCAUCUUCUUCCUGGGCUGCAACCUGCUCAUCAAGUCCGAGGGCAUGAUCAACUUCUUGGUCAAGGAGCGGCGGCCGUCCAAGGAGGUGGAGGCGGUGGUGGUGGUAUCCUACUGAGCCGCCCCCUCGCCGCCGCCGCCGCCGCCGAGAGGACUUGAAGGAAGUGGCCGGCCACAAGUUGCCUUUCUGCGAACUCUGCCUCCCGACCAUGGUAGGGCGUCUGGGGAGGAGGUGGGGGGGCGGCGAGCCCUCCUGCCCCGCAAGAGAUGCUCGAAGGGGACCCUGUCCGAGAGCUUAACUCCUGUGUCCUCUGCUUAUCGCACGGAGGCGGAGGGAGAGCUCGCCUUGUCUGGCGUGGGGAGAGGGAUGGGGUCGAAAGAGUGGGAGUUAUUAAGCCGGGAAGCCGCCUUAUUCUUUGUAUGUAUGUGUCUCCUGUAAAUAGCAAUGUAA
Messenger RNA from Gekko japonicus, 697 nucleotides. RefSeq names its product reprimo, TP53 dependent G2 arrest mediator candidate (gene RPRM). Lineage: Eukaryota; Metazoa; Chordata; Lepidosauria; Squamata; Gekkonidae. The transcript has a single exon. The record is from RefSeq and is a predicted model, not a curated record. The coding region runs from base 35 to 364 and encodes 109 amino acids.